Molecule: messenger RNA, 1110 nt
Organism: Mercurialis annua (annual mercury)
Lineage: Eukaryota; Viridiplantae; Streptophyta; Magnoliopsida; Malpighiales; Euphorbiaceae
Exons: 3
Coding region: 309-1040 (243 amino acids)
Source: RefSeq, a predicted model, not a curated record
CAGUCCUUUUCCAGCAAAAAUACAGCUACUCCCAUUUUUUUCUUUAAUUCUUCCAUUUUCUCCUCCUCUCCCAUGUGAUUUCCACUCUCUCCCCAUCCCUUUUUAUCAAUACAUGCCCAGAUCAAUUUGGAGCAUUUGGAUGAUGGGUUCUUGAGGAAUUCAAUUAUUGAGCUGUGAGUGGAGUUCAAGUAGCUGAUUCAUCAUCUUCAAGUGCUAGUAAAUCAGCUCAAAAUGUAGUUACUUGUGUUUAUCAAUGUAAAUUACGUGGUAAUUCUUGUUUAAUUACUGUCACUUGGACUAAAAAUCUUAUGGGUCAAGGUCUUAGUGUGACCAUUGAAGAUUCUACCAAUCAAUGUCUAUGUAAAGUUGAUAUUAAGCCAUGGUUAUUCUCUAGAAGAAAAGGGUACAAAAAUUUAGAGGUGGAUGCUACUAAAAUUGACAUAAAUUGGGAUUUAUGUAAUGCAAAAUUUGGUGUUGGGCCUGAGCCUUUAGAAGGGUUUUAUUUAGCUAUUCAAUUUAAUAGAGAAAUUGUGUUGUUUCUUGGGGAUUUGAAGAAGAAAAUUGAGGGACUUGAAUUUCCAUUUAAGAGUAAUGCUAUUUUUAUUGCUAAGAAAGAACAUAUUUUUGGUAAAAAGUUUUAUGGUGCAAAGGCUCAGUUUUGUGAUAAGGGGCAGGUUCAUGAUGUUACUAUUGAGUGUGAUACUAUCGAUUCGAAGGAUCCGUGGCUAUCGAUCCGGAUCGAUAGUAAGAUUGUUAUGCAGGUUAAGAGAUUGAAAUGGAAGUUUAGGGGUAAUCAUACUAUAUUGGUUGAUGGUUUGCCGGUUGAAGUGUUUUGGGAUGUGCAUAAUUGGUUAUUUGGUAAUGCUAUGGGAAAUGCGGUUUUUAUGUUUCAAAGUUGUUUGUCUGCGGAGAAAAUAUGGAGUAGUCGAUCUGUGUUUGAUCCGUCGGUGUUGUCGUGUUCGUAUUCGCAGCGGUUUAGAGAUUACCAAUUACAAGGACUCGGAUUCUCGCUUAUUUUGUAUGCUUGGAAGAGUGAAUGAUAUUGUAUUUUCAAUUUCUGCUAUAUAUUUGAAGGAUCAUAGAUAAAUAGAAAAUGCAAUUAUGAGUUUA